AUGUUACUUAGCUUGUUUGGUUAUUUAUUGUUAACUAUAACGUCCAAACGGCAAACAAAUCGUAUUCGUAUUAAAUUAUACAAAUUUCUCUUAACAAGAGAUAUCUAUUAUUAUGAUACGCACAAAGCAGGUGAAAUGAGUUCAAAGUUAUCAACAAAUAUCGAUAAAAUUCACGAUGGUAUAGGCUUCAAAUUAUAUUCUCUUAUGGCACUGUUUUUCUCUUGUAUUAAUACCACUAUAUUAGCUUUUAUUAUAAAUUGGAAAUUAACAUUAAUUAUGCUAGUGCUGUUACCGUCCUUUAUAUUAACGGCAUUAAUGACAAUGAAGGAAUUACAACCAUAUUCAAAAUCUGCCGCAAUAGCACAAGAAAUAUUUAGUUCAAUCCGAACAGUUUUUGCUUAUAAUAGUUCAGAAUACGAACAGUUACGCUAUAAUAAAUAUUUGGAUUCAUGCAAACAUGAAAAUAGAAAAAAAGGUAUUGUAUUUGGAUGCUAUAUGGCUAUUAUAAUGAACUUUUUACUCAUCGGCAGUUUAUCUCAAAAUAUUCAUUCUUUGUCAGAAGUAUGUGGAGCAGCUACUGAAAUUUGGCAGACUCUUGACGAAGAGGUAUGA
Didymodactylos carnosus is the source of this 612-nucleotide messenger RNA. The record is from the annotation of a GenBank genome assembly. Lineage: Eukaryota; Metazoa; Rotifera; Eurotatoria; Philodinida; Philodinidae.